CGUCUGCUUCAUUUCUUCACAAGUCGUAACCGUUCAAAUUCUCUCUUUCUCUCUCAAUUUUUUUAGUUUCCUACUAAAGCUUAGUAAUCGAAAAUGCGUGAGAUUCUUCACAUUCAAGGUGGUCAAUGUGGAAACCAGAUCGGAGCUAAGUUCUGGGAAGUAGUUUGCGCCGAGCACGGGAUCGAUUCGACGGGAAGAUACCAAGGAGAGAACGAUUUGCAACUCGAACGAGUCAAUGUCUACUACAACGAAGCAAGUUGCGGAAGAUUCGUCCCACGCGCCGUCCUCAUGGAUCUGGAGCCUGGUACUAUGGAUAGUGUCAGAUCCGGUCCGUACGGUCAGAUCUUCCGUCCUGAUAACUUCAUCUUUGGUCAAUCCGGUGCCGGUAACAAUUGGGCUAAAGGACAUUACACUGAAGGUGCUGAACUUAUCGAUUCCGUUCUCGAUGUUGUUCGUAAGGAAGCUGAGAAUUGUGACUGCUUACAAGGAUUCCAAGUAUGUCACUCAUUGGGAGGAGGAACUGGAUCUGGAAUGGGAACUUUGUUGAUAUCAAAGAUUAGGGAAGAGUAUCCAGAUAGGAUGAUGCUGACGUUUUCGGUGUUUCCAUCUCCGAAAGUGUCAGACACUGUUGUUGAGCCUUACAAUGCAACUCUCUCUGUUCAUCAGCUUGUGGAGAAUGCAGAUGAGUGUAUGGUUCUUGACAAUGAAGCUCUUUAUGAUAUUUGCUUCAGAACUCUUAAGCUCACCACUCCUAGCUUUGGAGACUUGAAUCAUCUCAUCUCUGCAACCAUGAGUGGUGUCACUUGCUGUCUCCGUUUCCCGGGUCAGCUUAACUCUGACCUGCGUAAGCUUGCAGUGAACUUAAUCCCAUUCCCUCGUCUCCACUUCUUCAUGGUUGGGUUUGCACCGCUCACAUCUCGUGGAUCACAGCAAUACAGAGCCUUAACUGUUCCUGAGCUCACCCAACAGAUGUGGGAUGCCAAGAACAUGAUGUGUGCAGCUGAUCCGCGUCACGGCAGGUACUUGACAGCCUCAGCCAUGUUUAGAGGCAAAAUGAGCACCAAAGAAGUUGACGAACAGAUGAUCAACGUUCAGAACAAGAACUCAUCUUACUUUGUGGAAUGGAUCCCGAACAACGUGAAAUCAACCGUGUGUGACAUUCCACCAACGGGUCUGAAAAUGGCUUCGACUUUCAUCGGGAACUCGACUUCGAUCCAGGAGAUGUUUAGGCGUGUGAGCGAACAGUUCACAGCGAUGUUCAGAAGAAAAGCUUUCUUGCAUUGGUACACAGGUGAAGGAAUGGACGAGAUGGAGUUCACAGAGGCAGAGAGCAACAUGAACGAUUUGGUAUCAGAGUACCAACAGUACCAAGACGCAACCGCUGAUGAGGAAGAAGGGUAUGAGUAUGAAGAAGACCAAGUGGAAGUGCAGGAGGAGCAAUAACAACAGCUUCUCUCUUUUUCUUAAGAUCUUUUUUUUUUUUGCUCGUUUGUGUGAGUUAGUGUCUUCUUAUUUCUCAUGUUGAUGGCUUGGUUUAUUUUUUUCUUUUCUGGUUAUGGUUUUCGUGUAUUGACAUUUGGCUAUGUGUGAUGGUGCUUUUAGGUUUAAGGCUUAGGAAAAUAUAUGUUUAUAUGUCUUUUCAUGUGAUUGGAUUUGAGAUAUUGUUUGUUAGGUUUUUCCCCCUAAACGUUAUUCCAUCUGUUUGCUAUACCAUAUUGUAUUAAAACUCUCUAGUACA
Molecule: messenger RNA, 1738 nt
Organism: Arabidopsis lyrata subsp. lyrata
Lineage: Eukaryota; Viridiplantae; Streptophyta; Magnoliopsida; Brassicales; Brassicaceae
Product: tubulin beta-8 chain
Exons: 2
Coding region: 94-1443 (449 amino acids)
Biological process (GO): mitotic cell cycle; microtubule cytoskeleton organization
Cellular component (GO): cytoplasm; microtubule
Molecular function (GO): GTP binding; structural constituent of cytoskeleton; GTPase activity
Source: RefSeq, a predicted model, not a curated record